Molecule: messenger RNA, 3510 nt
Organism: Symbiodinium necroappetens
Lineage: Eukaryota; Dinophyceae; Suessiales; Symbiodiniaceae
Source: the annotation of a GenBank genome assembly
AUGCUGUGGCAAGUGCUUCAAAGAAUCCAAUCGCGCCAAGUCAACUGUGAAAUCUUGCUGAAAGUGUACCGCUCCAUUGUGCGCAGAUUGCAGUGUCGACGAGGAAAGAAAAGUCCACAGCUCCUCGACAUCAUCGAGCAUUGGAACUGCCGCAAAACAAAGCUAGAAAAUCAAGAGAACGCCGCCGAGGACUUACUAGAAAGGUUGCAGUGUCAAGCUCAAAAUCAGACGGCCAGUAGUCAGCCUGCAGCGCAACCUCGCAAACGACACAAAGGCAAAAAGCAAGCUGACUCUGCUGCCUCCGCUUCUGUUUCUGUGUCGCAAGCUCGCGGACUCGACAGCAACGAGAAUCCAUUUGAAGCUUCUGGUUUGAUUCGACAGAAUGUGACGUACAAGUGGGCGCCGGAAGACAUCGGCAUCCGCACUCGUCGCUAUGCCCGUGGUCCAGCAUGUCAGAAUCUGGGCAGAGCCUGGCAAGCAGUUGUGGUUCCGCACACAACAGAUUUGGACAUAGAAAACUGCUGCUUCGUGGUCAUGUUGCAGCUUCUUGACCGGCUUGAGAUUAAUCAGCGAGAAUGGAGCAAGCAACGUGAAACACUCCGGAGAUGUGCACAAGAAAGAGACCGAGUCAUAGCGGAAGAACUUCAAGUCGAUCGAGAAACUGGCAAGGACGUGUUGAAUAAAGUGUUCAACGGAGGCAGCCCACCAACAUCCCUGAGAGACAACAGCUUUGUCAAACAGUUGCAAGAGCUGUCCGUCUAUUGCAGAUGGAUCGCUGUCGCAGCACUACCAGAAGUCUUCAAGCAGAUGCUGGAGAACGAAGAAAAAGAAAACCCAGAAGCAAGUACACUACAUCAUUUGUGGACAGUCGCAGAGGACGUCAUUGUAGAUGCUUGGUUGGACAAAGUCCAAGGUCGAAACCCCGAGCACGUCUCCAUGCACUUCGAUGGUCUCCGGAUAAGCACAGCCGUCAUGGAGAACGUCGACGACUUUUGCGCUGCAUGCUCUUCCCAUAUACAAAGAAAGACUGGCUUCAAUGUUCGAAUUCGGGCGAAAGAGCAUUUGUUCUUUUUACAACAUAUUGAGAGAAAGUCGAGUGCGUUGGAAAGCGAGUGUCCAGCAGAACUUCUACAACCAGGCAACUGCAUUCUUGCGAGCCUGCAUCAUUUGGGAUUCGCAAAAGAGGCACAUGACAUGGUCGCCAACACGGAGUCCGAAUUCCAGCAUUACUUCGAGCGACGACAUCAUCGAACAUACGCACAAGUCAGCGAAGGCACAGGCCUUGUGCUGCUGCCAGAUCUGUCCAGCAUUUCCUUGCCACGAACAAGCAAAGUUCUCAUGCACGUGGCAACGCACGGCAAGCCGCAUUGCGUGGCUGUCGAACUGCUGGACGGGGAAGUGCAAGUCACUGACGGCGCAGUGCAACGCACAGUGUCCGAAAAGGACUUUACAUUGUUCAGAAAGCUCGCCGUCGACAGCAAAUACAUUCUCUUCUUCGAGGUUUACCGGAAUAAACACGAAAUGCCUGCAGAAGGCAGCAAUGCCGACGACAGCCUUACUGCACGGGAGAUCGAGAGUCUGCUAGACUUUCAAGCAGCUGGACAGGAAGAUGGAGAAUGCGAUGAUUUCGUUGUGGACGUCGACCAGGACGCUGUGGACGACGACAGUUUGUCAGAGCAGGACGAAGACCUCCAAGAUUCAGAUGACGAAGCAGUAGUUCGAGUGGGCGAUGUUCUUCUGGGCAAGCUGCAGAGGGAAGCUGGAAAUUGCUGCGUCCAUCAGAUUGUACGGACUGAGGAAAACGAGUACCGAUGUCCUUUUUGUCCGUUCAGAUCCUUCUCUUGCUCUCAGUCGACAAAAAGAGUUUUGGCGCAUGUCAAGAACUAUCACAACGAAAGGAAACAGUAUGUGGCCAGUGGAACCAAACAGCUGAAAAUAAUCAUUUCUUUGCACGAUUCUGAUCAGUGUUCCCGGAAGUCUUCAGAGAACUAUCUCGCGCGCAGCUCUGAGAUCUUGCGGAGCACGGUUCAGCCUGCACUUUCCAGCCGAAGAAUGCUUAUCGAUCGUCACAUUCGGUUGGUUUUCACAGACAGAGGACCUGAGUACUGGAACUUGGAAUGUCUGCAACGGUCUUCAUUGCGCCGAGUACGAAAUUUAUACUACACGCAGGAGUUCGGACAAAUGGUCUUCCAAGAAUUUCUUAUGCAUGAGGCGAAGGUCUACAGCUUGCACGCAGUCUUGGUUGGGCGAGUGACGCCGGACAUGUGCAGCUUGCUGCCUCGCUUCGUCAACCAUUGGUGGCCCAUCAUCGAGGACAUCUUUCAGUCCAGUAAAGAAGACAAAGAGAGGGCUGCAUUUCGUGGAGAAGUCAUGACUCUGCGUGGCAGAACCGGCGCAGUGAUGGUGUUGGAGCCAAUAGCCACGGACGAGUCAGAGGCAUGUGUUCGAACCAUGGCGAAUAGAAUCCCAAGUCGUGGCCUGGGGCAAAUUCAAUUUGUGCGAGUUGACAACCCAUCGAAAAAGUUUUGGGAAGAGCUGAGAUUGAUCUGCCCCAACCUCCAGGUCAUGGCGCUUGACCCUGUGCAUCUUGCGAUGACUUAUGAGUUCGCCUCGAGCCGGAAGCGAACUCCAGGGUCGAAGAUGCUGCGAUUAGUUUUGAGCAAGCUGACUGCUCGGGACGACCAAUGCAGCGGACAAGAAUGGGGUCCGACAUUUUCAGGCUCCUCGUGCAGGCCGCUAACGCAUGAAGAAGACAUUGCUCGAAAUCAUAUUGAGAGUCGUUCUAUGAAGUCACGCGAGGCUGAACGCAUCCUGAAGAACUUGGAUCCACAGAAGCCAUUUUACUUUCGACUGGAUUUCAUCAAAGCAAUUGCAGCCAUUUGUUCCGUGUACAGUGAAGAAGUGAAGCGUAUUGCGCCAGGCCCGAAUCGUCCGGUCUACAAGCUGCUGCACUCCGCCACAGCAGCCGGGCGCGCAGAGUGGUAUUUCAACAAUACCAGAAUGCUUCACAGCAUGGCUUCUUCUCGCUUGACAUUGCUGCCAACGGGGACUACGUCUAAUGAAAGUCUUCAUCGCGAAAUCAAUGUCUGGUUUAGAGAGACAUAUCGUCUGCAUCAAACAAGUCUAUAUUUGAAGCUUAGCAUAUUGAAGCUGGCCAAAAACUUGUCACACAACGCAGCCUUGUACAGACCGACGACACGGCAGAUGAAGCAGGCAGAAGUCUUGGCUCGCGUCACUUCUGAGAGUGUGUGGUCUGGCCGUGAGUGGAACGACUGGUGCAGCGAGCUGGACCAGGAAGGCGUCCCUGCCAAAGCAAAUCUUCCGUGGCUGAAGGAAAGGAAGAGACAGCAGGCAGAAGUCAAAAAGUCGGUUCGCAAGAAGCCUGCGGCCAGCAAGGACGAACGACGGACUCGUGUGCAUCGCACACCUCACACUUUGAAGCGUAAAGAUAGCUUGCGGCGAGCAGGCGUUCGGCAGGAUGUCUGCAAGAAGCGGGGAGCGACCCAGUGA